Messenger RNA from Acanthoscelides obtectus, 2883 nucleotides. The record is from the annotation of a GenBank genome assembly. NCBI's taxonomy places the organism in Eukaryota, Metazoa, Arthropoda, Insecta, Coleoptera, Chrysomelidae.
AUGGAGAACAUGAUGCAGGGCAAUAAGAUCAGACGAGUUGCAGCUACUCGCAUGAAUGAGAGGUCAUCUCGAUCACACACGAUUUUCCGGAUUAUUCUGGAGUCGAAAGAUGCCAAUCAGAAAGAUGGACCUGUACAUAUAAGCUACCUUAACUUAAUGGACUUAGCUGGUUCUGAGAGAGUUUCUCUGACGAAAGCUGCUGGUGAGCGUCUUAAAGAGGGGGCUAACAUAAACAAAUCUUUGUCAGUAUUAGGAAAUGUGAUAAGGCAACUAAGCGAGGGGAAGGAGUUUAUCAGUUAUCGCGAUUCGAAAUUGACUAGACUGCUCUCACAGGCUCUUGGCGAUGUAUAUGGAUCUGUAGUAAAACCUUUAGUCGAUUCCUUCAUGGAAGGUUUCAAUGCCACAAUAUUUGCAUAUGGCCAAACAUCUUCUGGCAAAACACACACCAUUUUGGGCAAUAAAACAGAUCCUGGGCUUUUCCAAUUAGUAUCCAAUCAGUUAUUCCAGCAUGUGGCAGACCAGGUUGAUAAGAGGUACUUGAUUAGAUGCAGUUAUAUUGAAAUCUACAAUGAAAAGAUCAAUGACCUCCUGGAUAAGAGCAAUCAGGGUUUAACUAUAAGAGAAGAUAUCAAAGGAAAUGUGCUGCUUGAUGCAAGGGAAGCUGUCGUAGACAAUGUUGAUAAAGUUAUGGAGAACAUGAUGCAGGGCAAUAAGAUCAGACGAGUUGCAGCUACUCGCAUGAAUGAGAGGUCAUCUCGAUCACACACGAUUUUCCGGAUUAUUCUGGAGUCGAAAGAUGCCAAUCAGAAAGAUGGACCUGUACAUAUAAGCUACCUUAACUUAAUGGACUUAGCUGGUUCUGAGAGAGUUUCUCUGACGAAAGCUGCUGGUGAGCGUCUUAAAGAGGGGGCUAACAUAAACAAAUCUUUGUCAGUAUUAGGAAAUGUGAUAAGGCAACUAAGCGAGGGGAAGGAGUUUAUCAGUUAUCGCGAUUCGAAAUUGACUAGACUGCUCUCACAGGCUCUUGGCGGAAAUGUGCUGCUUGAUGCAAGGGAAGCUGUCGUAGACAAUGUUGAUAAAGUUAUGGAGAACAUGAUGCAGGGCAAUAAGAUCAGACGAGUUGCAGCUACUCGCAUGAAUGAGAGGUCAUCUCGAUCACACACGAUUUUCCGGAUUAUUCUGGAGUCGAAAGAUGCCAAUCAGAAAGAUGGACCUGUACAUAUAAGCUACCUUAACUUAAUGGACUUAGCUGGUUCUGAGAGAGUUUCUCUGACGAAAGCUGCUGGUGAGCGUCUUAAAGAGGGGGCUAACAUAAACAAAUCUUUGUCAGUAUUAGGAAAUGUGAUAAGGCAACUAAGCGAGGGGAAGGAGUUUAUCAGUUAUCGCGAUUCGAAAUUGACUAGACUGCUCUCACAGGCUCUUGGCGAUGUAUAUGGAUCUGUAGUAAAACCUUUAGUCGAUUCCUUCAUGGAAGGUUUCAAUGCCACAAUAUUUGCAUAUGGCCAAACAUCUUCUGGCAAAACACACACCAUUUUGGGCAAUAAAACAGAUCCUGGGCUUUUCCAAUUAGUAUCCAAUCAGUUAUUCCAGCAUGUGGCAGACCAGGUUGAUAAGAGGUACUUGAUUAGAUGCAGUUAUAUUGAAAUCUACAAUGAAAAGAUCAAUGACCUCCUGGAUAAGAGCAAUCAGGGUUUAACUAUAAGAGAAGAUAUCAAAGGAAAUGUGCUGCUUGAUGCAAGGGAAGCUGUCGUAGACAAUGUUGAUAAAGUUAUGGAGAACAUGAUGCAGGGCAAUAAGAUCAGACGAGUUGCAGCUACUCGCAUGAAUGAGAGGUCAUCUCGAUCACACACGAUUUUCCGGAUUAUUCUGGAGUCGAAAGAUGCCAAUCAGAAAGAUGGACCUGUACAUAUAAGCUACCUUAACUUAAUGGACUUAGCUGGUUCUGAGAGAGUUUCUCUGACGAAAGCUGCUGGUGAGCGUCUUAAAGAGGGGGCUAACAUAAACAAAUCUUUGUCAGUAUUAGGAAAUGUGAUAAGGCAACUAAGCGAGGGGAAGGAGUUUAUCAGUUAUCGCGAUUCGAAAUUGACUAGACUGCUCUCACAGGCUCUUGGCGGUAAUGCCAAAUCAUUGAUUAUCGGGAAUGUUACUUUAGCUGCAGAGGAGGAGACUAGAUCUACACCAGAAUUCGCCCAAAGCACUAAAACUGUCAAAAAUAAAACGAAAGUAAACAUCUUGUCAGCUACAGAAGAGACACUUCAAGGAUAUCAGAACUUGACUCGCGAUCUCGAAACUCGGCUCAAAAAGCAGGCAAUUAAGCUAAAAGAGAUGGAUAAAAGCAAACAAGAGUAUCUGCUCGAGAUAGAAAGACUAAAAACGGAAGUAUCUAUUGUCGGGCGCUUUCAAAUGGGAGCCUCGGCAUCAACACCGAAAAAAACAUUAAGACGUCAUACUUUUGGACACUAUGGCAACGUAUCACCUAAAAAAGCAUCCCUAGGGUAUAUGCCAUUGAAAAAUUAUCCACCCAAAGAAGAAUCAUCCGGACGUGAAAUGAGGCCUAUUCAAGAAGAGACAUAUGAGGAGGCACUAGCCGAAGCAGAAUCUGUGAUAGCUGAAGACGUGCAAGUGUACUUAAAAGACAACAAAGAACUGGAAGAAUCUUUCAAUGAGCUUAGAGAAUUCACUAAACUAGAUAAUCAGCUGGAGAUUUUGGACCUGAAGAAACAGCUCACAGAAGCCAAUUCUAAAUUCGAUCGUUACAGUCAGGAACUCCGCCAAGUAACGGAUGCGUACAACGAAGAAAUAGAAAGAGUUCAAAAAAAUUCUCAAAAAGCGCAAGAAUUUCAUCGACUUGCAAUACAGACUCGAUUUUCUGGAAAAAAAUAA